Molecule: messenger RNA, 441 nt
Organism: Linum trigynum
Lineage: Eukaryota; Viridiplantae; Streptophyta; Magnoliopsida; Malpighiales; Linaceae
Source: the annotation of a GenBank genome assembly
AUGGGGUACCGGCGGCCGGCGAAGGCUACCGGCACGGUGGGGUACAUUGACCCGCAGUACUACAGCUUGAACGUGCUGACGACGAAAAGCGAUGUGUACGGAUUGGGGGUGGUGUUGCUGGAGCUGUUGACGGGGAAGCGGGCGAUAUUUAAGGGCGACGACGAGGAAGGGACGCCGACAAGUGUGGUGGUGUACGCAGCAGCGAGGAUCGCCGGCGGGGAGCUGUGGGGGAUACUGGACGGGAGGGUGGGGCAACCGGAUGUGAACGAGGCGGAGGCGGUGGAGCUGGUGGGGUACACGGCGAUGCACUGCUUGAGCGCCGAAGGGAAGGACCGGCCGAUGAUGGCGGAUAUUGUUGUGAAUUUGGAGAGGGCGUUGGUGCUUUGCGAGGGAGGCCAUGGGAGUAUCUCCAGCGGCACAAUCUCCAUUGUUUCCGAGUGA